AUGGGCGUUACCGCAACCACCACCCCCGCCAUCGUGGGCGCUUUACGAUGCCAGAAAGAUUCUUAUCUCCAGACGCUCGAGACUGAAGUAAUAUCAUGCGAAGAAUUUGUGCCACCAAAGUCCUCACAGGCGAAUAGCAAGUCAAAGACCAAAAAGUCUACAGAUCCGACGAAAGGCCUUGAGAACGGAGAUGCAUCAGGAAGCAAGACAUGGCUUGUCGAGCUCGCGGACUCGGUACUAUUCCCGGAAGGUGGCGGCCAGCAUACAGACUACGGUGUGCUCACCACACUGAAAGACGAGAGCAAAGAGGAGAUUCCUAUAAGAAGUAUACAACGCCACGGUCUCCGCUGCAUUCACUUCUCUCCCACGCCCCUUGCGCCUGGAACACCAGUCCGUCAAACUGUUGAUUUCACCCGCCGUUGGGACCUUAUGCAACAGCAUACUGGUCAGCAUCUCCUCUCUGCCAUCAUGGACUCUAUGGAUCUGCCUACUCUCGGCUGGAGCAUGGGUCAACCCGGAGAGAUGAACUACGUAGAACUGCCACGGAAGCCAUCGGAGGAGGAACUUCAAACCAUCCAAAAGAACUGCAACGCUAAGAUCAGGGAGAGCAUGCCGAUCACCGUGGAGACACCAGAAGGCAAAGGAAGCGACAGCCUACCAGAAGACUACGAUAGAGAGAAAGGAGUUGUACGCUUCAUCAAGAUUGGCGACAUGGACUACAACGCUUGUUGCGGGACGCAUCUGCAGAAUUCAUCUCAUAUUAAUGUCAUACUACUACACCAUAUGCAAUCCGUACGAGGCACCAACUGCCGGCUUUUUUUCACGGCCGGAGAUCGUGCCAUCAAGAUGGCUACGGAGUCAAUCAACGGUCUUCGCUCGAUCGCUGUAUCACUGUCAUCCGGUUCUACGCCAGCGGACGUGGCGGCUGGUGUGCAAAGAAUGAGCGACCAGGUCUCAGAAGGACGGAAGAAAGUCAAUAAGUUACUAGCUGAGAUCGCAGUGUUUGAAGGCGACCGUGUCAAGAAUCGUCUGCAAAGCCACACCACUGCAUUCAUGCAUCGCGCAACGGAUGGUCUCGAUUUCAUCAAUCUAGUCCUCUUUGAGAUCAAAGACGUUGUCAAGGAGCGAGAUGCCGUUGUUGUGCUUUGUUCGGGUGAAAUCAAGAGCUCUGGAUCUAUUGUUGUGUUCGGUAAAGCAGAGUUAGUGGAACAGAUGGCUACGAAGAUCAAGGAGGUUGUGAGCACAGCGAAAGGAGGUGGCAAGGGUGAGAAGUGGCAGGGCAAGGUCACCGAGUGGCGAAAAGGUGAAGUUGAAGCGUUGAAAGAAGCUGUUGAUAUGCAGUAG
Molecule: messenger RNA, 1344 nt
Organism: Alternaria atra
Lineage: Eukaryota; Fungi; Ascomycota; Dothideomycetes; Pleosporales; Pleosporaceae
Exons: 1
Coding region: 1-1344 (447 amino acids)
Biological process (GO): regulation of translational fidelity; tRNA aminoacylation
Molecular function (GO): ATP binding; aminoacyl-tRNA ligase activity; Ser-tRNA(Ala) deacylase activity
Source: RefSeq, a predicted model, not a curated record